AUGGCCCCGAUUCCCAUCCUGAGCUGCCUCUGUGGCGCACUGCUUCUGCUCGUGUUCGUGGUUGCCGCUGUCGUUGUCGACGCCACGGCGCCCUCCCUGUCCCUGGCCGCCAGGCACGAGCGGUGGAUGGCCAAGUUCGGGCGCGCCUACACGGACGCCGACGAGAAAUCGCGCCGGCGGGAGGUGUUCGCCGCCAACGUGCAGCACGUUGACGCUGUCAACCGGGCGGGCAACCUGACAUACACGCUCGGGCUCAACCAGUUCUCCGAUCUCACCGACCACGAGUUCCUGGAGACGCACCUCGGGUACCGUUACCAGCUUCGUCCUGAGGGCCAAACCGACGACGAGUUCCUGAAGGGCAACACGCCGGUGGCACCGGUGAACAUGUCCAAGGCUCCCGCUCUGAGGAAUGGCCAGUUCCGGUACAUGCCGGACAGCGUGGACUGGAGGACCCAGGGUGCUGUCACCGAAGUCAAGAACCAACGCUUCUGCGGAAGUUGCUGGGCGUUCGCGGCGGUGGCGGCGACGGAGGGGCUUGUAAAGAUCGGCACCGGCAACCUCAUCUCGAUGUCGGAGCAACAGGUCCUCGACUGCACGGGCGGCACCAACACCUGCAGCGGCGGAGACAUCAACGCCGCACUCCGCUAUGUCGCCGCCAGCGGCGGCCUACAGCCAGAGGCGGCCUACGCGUAUAGCGGCCAGCAGGGCGCGUGCCGCAGCGGCGGCGUCAGGCCAAACUCGGCCGCCUCCGUCGGCGCCCCACGGUGGGCGCGCCUAUACGGCGACGAGGGCGCGUUGCAGGAGCUCGCGGCCAGCCAGCCGGUGGCCGUGGCCUUGGAGGCCACGGACCCGGACUUCCGGCACUACAGGAGCGGCGUGUACGCCGGCAGCUCGUCGUGCGGGCAGAGGCUCAACCACGCUGUGACGGUGGUCGGCUACGGGGCGGACGGCGGCGGGCAGCAGUACUGGGUGUUGAAGAACCAGUGGGGAACGGGGUGGGGCGAGGGGGGCUACAUGCGCGUCGCGCGCGGGAACGGCGCCAACUGCGGCAUCGCAACCUACGCCUACUACCCGACCAUGGACAGCUAG
Messenger RNA from Triticum turgidum subsp. durum (durum wheat), 1089 nucleotides. The record is from the annotation of a GenBank genome assembly. NCBI's taxonomy places the organism in Eukaryota, Viridiplantae, Streptophyta, Magnoliopsida, Poales, Poaceae.